This is a messenger RNA of Lactuca saligna, 345 nucleotides long. NCBI's taxonomy places the organism in Eukaryota, Viridiplantae, Streptophyta, Magnoliopsida, Asterales, Asteraceae. The record is from the annotation of a GenBank genome assembly.
AUGUGCGGUGGCAGUAAUCACGAUCACGGCAGGUGUAGAUACGAAGCUGCGUUCCACGCCUUUCAAAUGCAAAAGCAGCAGCUACAUACCCCGUCAGCAGAUGUUAAGCGAGAUGGUCUAAGACGAUAUUCCGGUGAGAUGCAGCCGGAAACGAAGGAUCGGAAGCGAAUCAGGGAACUGGUGAAGGCGGAGAAGGUUGCUCGAGAUAUAGAUUAUCAUGAUAAUAUAUUAUCAUCUCACCAGAAGGUUAAUCUAGAAGAAGUGAUUGUUGGACGAGCAUGUUCUACCAAUGUGUUUUUAUAUAGUUGGUUAAAAGGGGUGGAAUAUUGGUACCCUCUAAAUUAG